This is a messenger RNA of Colletotrichum scovillei, 1707 nucleotides long. RefSeq lists its product as uncharacterized. Gene Ontology annotation, biological process: glycerol catabolic process. The transcript has 3 exons. Gene Ontology annotation, cellular component: cytosol. The record is from RefSeq and is a predicted model, not a curated record. The coding region runs from base 1 to 1707 and encodes 568 amino acids. Gene Ontology annotation, molecular function: glycerone kinase activity. NCBI's taxonomy places the organism in Eukaryota, Fungi, Ascomycota, Sordariomycetes, Glomerellales, Glomerellaceae.
AUGGCGACGAAACAUUACUUUCCCGACACGGCUGCGAAUACGCUCGUUCCGAGAGCUCUGCGUGCUCUUGUAUUGGCGAACCCUCAUCUCACUCUCAGUGAGGCAGAACGUGUCGUUGCAAACUCUCACAAUGACCGAUCGACCGUAAGCAUCAUUGGCGGUGGCGGCUCAGGCCAUGAGCCGGCAUGGAUUCUUGAGGCGAUGAGACUGGCGCCUUCUGAUGCUGGGACCAUCCUUCUCAUCACCAACUACACUGGUGAUAGGCUUCACUUCGGGCUCGCUGCGGAGAGGGCAAAAGCCUCUGGCUUGUCUGAAAAAGUCGUUGUUCUGCCUGCUACGGACGAUGUUUCCAUCGGCAGGAGCAAAAGUAGCAGAGUGGGAAGAAGAGGAAUGCCAGGUCAUAUUUUCACUAUGAAGAUUCUCGGUGCGGCAGCGGCUGAGAAGUAUCGCUUUGAUCAAUGUGUAGAGAUCGGCAGGGCUGUUAACGACCAGACUGUCUCGAUAGGCUCAGCUCUGGAUCACUGCCACGUCCCAGGACGGCAAUAUCACUCUGUCGCAGAAGAUGUCUGCGUUGUCGGCGCUGGCAUCCACAAUGAGCCAGGCCAACAGCUCAUUACCCCCUUUCCGUCAGUAAAUGAUCUUAUCGACAGGAUGUUGAAGCUGUUAUGCGACCAGAAUGAUGCAGAAAGAGCAUUCGUGUCUUUCGAGAAAGGGGAUGAAAUUACGCUUCUCAUCAACAACUACGGCGGACUCUCAGUCUUAGAGCUGGGCGCGCUCACCGAUGAAGUACAGACUCAGCUUGCGUCGACCUGGUCGAUUACCCCCGUACGAACACAAGUUGGCACCUUCGAGACGUCUCUCAACGCACCUGGAUUCUCUAUCUCACUCUGCAACAUCUCGGCCGCAGCACGGCAGUUAAAGUCAACGGCUGCAGAGCUGCUUCAGCUUCUCGAUCGUCCCACGAGUGCAGUUUAUUGGCCGAAUACUGUUCGACCAGUAAUAGGCGAGGUGAAAGCGAAUGGUCUGACGACAGAUAAAGCUAGUGCUACGAACAGUCAUGAACAGAAGUCAGAUCUCAGCAAAGUUGACCCAAAACUGUUGGAAAAUGCCAUCAGAUCAGCUUGCGAACGGGCAAUCGCCGCCGAGCCGAACUUGACCAAAUGGGACAUGGUGAUGGGCGACGGCGAUUGUGGUGAAGCGGUCAAAGGCCUGUGCGAGUCCCUGCUGCGUAAUCUCGACAAUGGAUCAGCGGCCAGCGGUUCCGUCUUCGCCUUUCUGGAAUCGACGGUCGAAGCUGUCGACGACAUGGGAGGAACCCUCGGGGCCAUUCUCGGAAUCCUUCUUUCCGCCUUCACCUCAUCCCUUCGAUCCGAAGCGCAAGCAAAUCCCGCAUCCACGAGAUCAUUCUCACCGAUGCUGUAUGCCUCGUCUCUAGCUUCAGCGGUGGAGUCUCUCAAGUCUCAUACUCCGGCACGGGAGGGUGACCGCACCGUCAUGGAUGUGCUGAUUCCGUUCUCGGAUGCCUUUGUCAAGUCAGGAGACUUUGGUGCUGCUGUCAAGGUCGCUGCUGAAAAGGCAGAGGCCACCCGAUACUUGAAGGCAAGAUUUGGCAGGGCAACAUAUGUGGGAGACGCGGCGGGACAAGAGCUGCCCGACCCCGGCGCUUGGGCGUUGUAUGAGUUCCUGUUGGGAAUGACAGAAGCUUAG